AUGUCAGCUCAACAUCGCAAUAUCCUAACCGUUGAUUCGAAAAGCUUCUCCUACAUCUUCGAGCAAAACGUCACCGUGCCCUUAGGGAAUGGAGGGAUAAUCCGCUGCAAUGUAUACAAGCCCAAGGAAGCUUCAGUAGGGACCAAGUUCCCCGUACUUAUGACUUAUGGACCGUACGGCAAAGACGUUCCCUACAAAGAUUUCAACCCAAAAAGCUUUUCUGAAGUGCACCCUACGCAUCGGACAGAGCACUCCGCUUGGGAGACACCAACGCCCCAAUUUUGGACCGACAAUGGUUACAUUGUCAUUCGAGCGGAUGAAAUUGGAGUUGGCCAAUCCCCUGGUGUAUUGCACGUAAAAUCCGCAGCUUCAAUCGAGGGGUUCCGUGAUGUCAUCGAAUGGGCUGCUGAGCAGGAAUGGUGUUCGGGGAAAGUAGGCCUCCUUGGUGUUAGCUAUUACGCUGCGACACAAUGGCAAGUUGCGAGCUUGCAGCCCAAAGGUCUGGCGGCUAUUGUCGCACCCAAUCAAUAUGGAUUACCUGGACGAGCAGCGCGCAACUGGGGUCCCGAUACGGUUGAAGGCGAUCUUAGCUCCGAGGAAUUGAAUGCAAAUCGAUACGAAGCGGUGCUCCAUGAGCAGAGAUACCGAGAUGACAAAAGUUUAUCGUCCCUCAAUUUCAAUCUCGAGGAUGUGACAGUCCCCGUCUUGAGCGUGGCCAACCUGGGCGGGAGCUUACUGCAUCUGCGAGGGAAUGUGCUUGGAUAUCUUUGGGCAGGAUCAGACUUCAAAUAUCUUCGAUUUAUCACAGGACGGCAUGAUCUACCCUUCUAUUAUCCGGAAGAAGUGGAGAUUCAAAAAAGCUUCCUCGAUGCAUGGCUUAAAGGGGAUGAUCGCGAAGGAUGGACCAAGAAGGGGGCUGUUCCGGCAAUUGACUUGGUUCUGCGGCAGGGCAAUGUUGGAUAUAACAAUUCUCAGGGGGAAAAAUCAUUCCUUCGUCGAAAGGAGAAUGAAUGGCCACUUGCCAGGACCAAAUACACGCCGUUUUAUCUGACAGCCAAAAACGCACUUCAAUGCGACCUACCGAAACAGCAACAGCCGACUAAAUUAACUUACCAAGCACUUGGUGAGGGAAGACCUGAAGAUAUUCUGACAUUUACGUCGCCGUUAUUUGACUCGGAAACUGAGGUGACCGGACAUAUUGUGGCUCACCUCAAUGUUUCCAUUAGCAGAUAUCGAUGGGGAGAUUCUCCGUCUGAUUUGGAUUUAUUCCUCACGCUGCGUCAUCUGUCACCAUCUGGUGAGGAAAUCUUCUACACCGGUUCUACUGGAGAGCCUGUUCCUGUAACCAAAGGCUGGCUUCGAGUUUCUCUCCGCAAAACCAAUUCUCAACACCCCCGUCAUCGUAAUUGGCUACCGUAUCGCGACUUCUAUUCUACAGAUGUUCUGCCCGUAGUUCCAAACGACGUUUACCUUGUUGAAGUGGAACUUUGGCCAACAAAUGUGGUGGUUGAGUCAGGAGGCCGGCUGGUAUUGGAAGUGAGCUCAGGAGACACUUCAGGUACUGGCUUUUGGGGCCACGAUGACCCUAUUGACAGAUCGGACGAUAUCUUCAAAGGCCAGAAUCACAUUCACUUUGGCCCCAACUUUGUCAAUUACAUCGUUUUACCCAUCAUUCCUAUGAGAUAG
Molecule: messenger RNA, 1686 nt
Organism: Penicillium hordei
Lineage: Eukaryota; Fungi; Ascomycota; Eurotiomycetes; Eurotiales; Aspergillaceae
Exons: 4
Coding region: 1-1686 (561 amino acids)
Molecular function (GO): dipeptidyl-peptidase activity
Source: RefSeq, a predicted model, not a curated record